Messenger RNA from Adineta steineri, 773 nucleotides. Lineage: Eukaryota; Metazoa; Rotifera; Eurotatoria; Adinetida; Adinetidae. The record is from the annotation of a GenBank genome assembly.
AUGAAAAAAUAUCUUCUAAUCAGUUUAUUAUUAUUGAAUAUUGUAACUUAUUCUUUGGCAACUCUUGUCGAUGGAAUUGUUACAUUAAGUUGGUCACCAAAUGAACCUACACCAUUAAUUGAUCGAUUUUUAUCAAAUAAUACUCAAAUUCAAUUACAAAUUCUUUGUCAUGAAUCAACAACAAAUGUUAGCGUAGUUUUAGAUCAAGUUAAAAAGAAAUCAUAUAAAUUUAAUAAAGCACCUAAAGAUGUAACUAUUAAAAUUCGUGGUCGAAUUGGUCGUGUUGUUGGAUGUUUACCAUUACAAUCGGAUACAUUAAUGAAUAUAGCUCAGGAAGAUAAAAAUGCUCAAAAAAGUCUUUCACAAGCAUAUUAUGAUCAAAUAUGGAAUGAAAUGGAACAAAGAACAUUUACAGCUUCACAAUCAGAUUGUGAUUAUUCUGGUGCACAUUUAUAUAUUGAAGAAUAUUCGGAUAUUAAAAAACCGAAAAUAUCAAAAGAAGAAGCGAUUAAAACACGAGAAAAACAACUUCAAAGUAGUACAAAUAAUAAAAAAGUACGUCGUGCAACUGAAGAAAAAUCUUCACCAUUGGUGAAUGGUUUACGUUCAAGUACAGGAACAGUACUUACAUGGGGUGAUGGUUAUUAUCUUAUUGAAAUUUAUCAACCAGAAAUCUUAGGUACAAAUAAUCCAGUAUUUAAUGUUGAUCUUGUUGUAUCAAUGAAAAAUCAUCGUGGAACUUAUAUUACAGCUGAUGAACGUCCAUCAUUAAU